Messenger RNA from Geodia barretti, 933 nucleotides. The record is from the annotation of a GenBank genome assembly. NCBI's taxonomy places the organism in Eukaryota, Metazoa, Porifera, Demospongiae, Tetractinellida, Geodiidae.
AUGGUUCAGCUGACGGUUCGAGAAGCGUUGCGCGACGCGAUGGCGGAGGAGAUGCGGGCCGACCCCGACGUCUUCCUCAUGGGCGAGGAGGUCGCGGAGUAUCAGGGCGCCUACAAGGUGAGCCAGGGCCUGCUCGACGAGUUCGGCGCUGGCCGGGUGAUCGACACGCCCAUCACCGAGGCCGGGUUCGCCGGGAUCGGCGUGGGCGCCGCCAUGGGCGGGCUCAAGCCCAUCGUCGAGUUCAUGACCUUCAACUUCGCCAUGCAGGCGAUGGAUCAUCUCAUCAACUCGGCCGCCAAGACGCUCUACAUGUCGGGCGGCCUGGUGCCGGUGCCGGUGGUGUUCCGCGGCCCCAACGGCGCCGCCGCACGGGUCGCCGCGCAGCAUUCCCAGUGCUACGCGAGCUGGUUCGCCCACGUGCCCGGCUGGCGGGUUGUCGCGCCCUAUUCGGCGGGCGACGCCAAGGGGCUGCUGAAGGCCGCCAUCCGCGACCCCAACCCGGUGGUCUUCCUGGAGAACGAGCUUCUCUACGGCCAGAGCUUCGAGGUGCCGGCGGACGGCGAGCAUCUGGUGCCCAUCGGCAAGGCCGCAGUUGCGCGCACGGGCAGCGAUGUCACCGUCGCCGCCUUCUCGAUCAUGGCGGAGGUGAUCGACCUGCGCUCGCUCCGGCCGCUCGACGGCGAGGCGGUGCUGGCCUCGGUCGAAAAGACCAACCGCCUGGUCACGGUGGAGGAGGGCUGGCCCUUCGCCGGCAUCGGCGCGGAGAUCGCGGCGCUCGUGAUGGAGAAUGCGUUCGACAUGCUCGACGCGCCGGUCGGCCGUGUCUCCGGCGCCGACGUGCCGAUGCCUUACGCCGCCAAUCUCGAGGCCGCGGCCCUGCCCGGCGCGGCCGAUAUCGCCAACGCCGUCCGCCGCGUCUGCUACCGAGGCUAG